AUGCAUGGUCUUAAGUUCUUUGAUAGAUUCAAGAGCACCCAAGUCCAUGCCUUAAGCCCCCAGGACAAUAACCCCAGUUCAAGAGGCAAACUUUCAAAAUCUAAAUUUACGAACUGUAGCUCAGUAGCUCAAGCUUUGCUUCCUUAUGGACUCCCAACUACGGAGCUCCUUGAACCCCCUAUAGACUCUUACUUGAAACCUAUAAACUGUGUGGAGUCUUUAGCUGAAAUUUAUAGACGUCUAAAUACCUGCUCACAAACGGAUAAAUCAUUGUUAUGCAUCGAGCAGUAUUCGGUUUUGCGUGGAUUAGGUGAUCCUAAGUUGCUUAGAAGGUGCCUUUGCGCAGCGAGGCAAUAUGCUAUUGAUGUGCACUCAAAGGUAGUGCUUUCUGCUUGGUUAAGGUUUGAGAGGAGAGAAGAUGAGUUUAUUGGUGUGUCAUCAAAGGAUUGUAGUGGGUACAUCCUUGAAUGUCCUAUGGCUGCUUUGGUUUCUGGAUACGAUCCUAAUUCAAUUUAUGAUCAUUGCCAAUGCGGUCAAGAUUGUUUUGAGGCUGUUGAUAAUAAAAUAUUGAUGGGAAAUGAGUGCUCGAGUUUGGAGGAGGAUAGUGAUGUUUCAUUUUGCAUUGGUAAUGAGUUGGUUCAGUGUGCUAGAUUCAAAAUUGCUUCUCUUUCGGGCCCAUUCAAGGCGAUGCUAUAUGGUAGCUUUGUGGAGUCAAGAAGAGAUAAGAUUGAUUUUUCAAAGAUUGGGAUAUCUGUCGAGGGGAUGAGAGCUGUGGAAGUGUACAGUAGAACUAGGAGAGUUGAUUUGUUUUGCCCUGCGAUUGUUUUGGAGUUACUUUUUUUUGCAAACAGGUUUUGUUGUGAGGAGUUGAAGUGUGUUUGUGAUGCUCAUUUGGCUUCAAUGGUCUGUGGGAUUGAGGAUGCAUUGAUUCUUAUUGAUUAUGGCUUGGAAGAGAGAGCAAAUCUUCUUGUCGCCUCUUGCUUGCAGGUGUUUCUAAGAGAGCUCCCAAAUUCUUUGUAUAACAUCAAAGUGAUGAGUGUUUUUUGUAACUCGGAGGCAAGGGAGAGAUUGGCCAUGCUGGGGCAUGCUUCAUUCUUGCUCUAUUAUUUCCUGAGCCAGGUCGCUAUGGAGGAGAAUAUGGCAUCAAGCGCAGCAGUGAUGUUAUUGGAGGGGUUGGAAGAGUUUGCAACAGAAAAGUGGCAGAAAGCACUUGCUUUGCAUCAACUGGGUUGCGUAAUGCUUCAGAGAAGAGAGUACAAGGGUGCCCAAUUUUAUUUUGAGGCAGCUGUUGAGGCAGGUCAUGUUUAUUCAUUAGCAGGUGUUGCACGGACCAAGUACAAACAAGGGCAACAGUAUUCAGCAUUUAGGUUGAUGAACUCUCUUAUUUUUGAGUAUAAACCAGUUGGGUGGAUGUACCAAGAGCGAUCCCUGUACGGUGUUGGACGGGAGAAGGUAAUGGAUUUGAAGACUGCAACUGAACUGGAUCCAACCCUUUCCUUUCCAUACAAAUUCAGAGCUGUUAUGAAGGUGGAAGAGAAGCAGAUUAGGGCAGCUAUUGCAGAGAUUGAUAGAAUUAUCGGCUUCAAGCUCUCACCUGAUUGUCUUGAGUUGCGGGCUUGGUUUUUCAUUGCUCUUGAGGAUUAUGAAAGUGCUUUGAGGGAUAUUCAAGCAUUGUUGACCUUGGAACCUAAGUACUUGAUGUUUCAUGGGAGGAUGAGUGGAGAUCACUUGGUUGAGCUUCUUGGCCAUCGCAUUCGGCAAUGGAGUCUGGCUGACUGCUGGAUGCAACUUUAUGAAAGAUGGUCUUCUGUUGAUGACAUUGGCUCUCUGGCUGUCAUACAUCAGAUGCUAGUAAAUGAUCCUGCAAAGAGCUUGCUGUGGUUUCGACAAUCUUUGCUUCUUUUGCGGUUAAAUUGUCCGAAGGCUGCAAUGCGCUGUUUGCGGUUGGCUAGAAACCAUUCCAGUUCUGUUCACGAAAGGCUGAUAUAUGAAGGAUGGCUUUUAUAUGACACUGGCCAUCGUGAAGAAGCUCUCUCUAGGGCUGAGAAAUCCAUUUCGAUCCAGAGGUCAUUUGAAGCUUUCUUCCUAAAGGCAUAUACAUUAGCUGAUACAAAUCUGGAUCCUGAAUCUUCAUCUACCGUCAUCCAACUGCUGGAGGAAGCUCUUAGAUGCCCUUCAGAUGGCCUUAGGAAAGGACAAGCAUUGAAUAAUUUAGGAAGUAUUUAUGUGGAUUGUGGUAAGCUGGAUCAGGCUGCAGACUGCUACAUGAAUGCCCUUAACAUCAAGCAUACAAGAGCUCAUCAAGGUCUAGCGCGUGUCUAUCAUUUGAAAAAUCAACGAAAAGCUGCAUUUGAAGAGAUGAGUAAGCUUAUAGAGAAGGCACAUAGUAGCUCAUCAGCAUAUGAGAAACGAUCAGAAUACUGCGACCGUGAGAAGGCAAAAGACGACCUUAAUAUGGCAACACAACUGGAUCCUCUAAGAACAUAUCCAUACAGAUAUAGAGCAGCUGUGCUAAUGGAUGACCAAAAGGAAACCGAAGCUUUAGAAGAGCUUACUAAGGCCAUAGCUUUCAAGCCUGAGUUGCAGAUGCUCCAUCUUCGAGCAGCAUUUUAUGAAUCAAUGGGAGACAAAACCUCUGCUCUUCAAGAUUGUGAGGCAGCUCUCUGCCUGGACCCAAACCACUCGGACACACUUGAUCUGUAUAAUAGAACCCAGGACCAAGCUACACGAAGCAGUUGA
Messenger RNA from Dovyalis caffra, 2739 nucleotides. The record is from the annotation of a GenBank genome assembly. Lineage: Eukaryota; Viridiplantae; Streptophyta; Magnoliopsida; Malpighiales; Salicaceae.